This is a messenger RNA of Gallus gallus (chicken), 10141 nucleotides long. It is a transcript of the gene ARHGAP44, whose product is annotated as Rho GTPase activating protein 44. Gene Ontology annotation, molecular function: GTPase activator activity; protein binding. Lineage: Eukaryota; Metazoa; Chordata; Aves; Galliformes; Phasianidae. Bases 6680 to 9484 code for a protein of 934 amino acids. Gene Ontology annotation, cellular component: postsynaptic density; cytoplasm; intracellular anatomical structure. The transcript has 21 exons. The record is from RefSeq and is a predicted model, not a curated record. Gene Ontology annotation, biological process: signal transduction; positive regulation of GTPase activity; neurotransmitter receptor transport, endosome to postsynaptic membrane.
GCGCCCGCGCCGCCGCCACCAUGAAGAAGCAAUUCAACCGCAUGCGCCAGCUCGCCAACCAGACCGUGGGCAGGUAGGGACGGGGACGGGCCGUGCGCCCCGCCUGCACCUGCCGUGCACCCCACCUGCACCCCGCCUGCACCCCGCCUGCUCCGUACUUGCACCCUGCUUGCACCCCGCCCGCGCCUUGCUUUACCCUGCCCGCACCUGCCCUGCGCCCGCCCUGCCCCCCAGCGCCGGAGCACAUCGCACCCCGCUGCUCCCCUACCCCGACCCCAGCCCUGCAUCACCUUCCGGUGCUGCCCCCGGCAUCCCUGCAUGCAGCCGCACCCAUCCCUCGAGGGCUCCCCCCGGCUGAAGCGCGGAGCUUUGGGGCCGGCGUGGUGCGGGGUGGCGCACGUUGGGGUGCCUGUGGGGGUGUGGGGGUGCUGUGAUGCUCUCCGGGCCCACGGCCAGACCCGCGGCUUUGCCGGCGGUUGUUGUGUAAUUGCUGAGAUUUUGCAGCGGUGGGGGGGGGAGAAUGGAAGGAUUUAUUUUUUUUUCUUUUGCGACUCCAACACGGCGCCGGGGCGGGCAGCGGGGCAGGGCUGUGUGCGGUCACGCCAUUAUGGGGGCUGCUCCUUGUGUCCUCUGUGGGGCUGCCACCUCGCACCCAUAGCUGUGCAUAUAUCCUUCCAUCCCUCCGUGCAUCCUUCCUUCUAAUCCUGCAUCCCUCCCUGCAUCCACCCCUCCAUCCCUCCAUCCAUCAUCAUCCCUCCAUCCUCCUCCUUCCCGAGGUGAGUGAUGGGGACGAGCGGCAGCAGCUCGGUGCCUCAUCCCACAGCGCGGUGCAGUUACACAUCCCCACAGCACGGCCGCAGAUGGCUGCAGGUCCCCACCGGCACCGUGCAGCGGGAGCACGGGGAUGGAUGGAGGGGGCUGCACUGGGCUCGGUUCCAUCAAGAGGAGCAGGGACUGGGCUGGAGGGACGCAGCUGCUGCCAGCACCGUGCGUGCCCCACGCGUCAGCCUUCAAAAUGGGGUCACCGCCAGCCCCAGAGCCCUCCUGCCUCGCUGCUGAGCUCGGGGAGGGUGCAGAGCUCCGGGUAACGGCCGUCUGGGAGAUGCUCGUGGCAGGUGACGCAGGCAGGAGCAUGAAUUCGCAGCUUGGAGCGUUGCAGGGCGGUUUGUGCUCUGCUCCCCAGGCUGGGGACCGGCCAGUGGGAAGCUCUGCUCCAUAGGGCUCACGCCAGGCAGCCAGCCUGUCGCCCAUGUUUGCAACACUCCCGCUCGUGCACAGGCUUCUCAGCAGGCAAAUAAAUAAGUAAUCCUUUGCUGUGCUCUGCUGCAGCACUGCCUUGUGACCAGCUGGGUCCGUGGGUGCGGGGCUGACAUCCCUGCGGUGCUGCCACCCUGGGGACAGGGCUGUGUCCUGGACGGGUGCUGGAGGGUCUGUGCUGCAGAUGGAGGCCAUCCCUCAAGUUGCUGUAAGGGGCACUGGGGAUGCUGGGGGCAGUUUGCUCUGUGCCAUGAAGAUGGGAGGGGGUUCCCAGCUGAUCCCACUCCUCCCAGCAAGCCCUGUGGGCGUAGUUGUCUUCUCCUCAAGUGAGUGUGGACUGGGGCUGGGCACAGGGGACAAGAGCUGCCAUCCCCAGCCCCGUGCUCCUGCCCUGGGGUGUGCCUGGGGGGGCAGCUGAGGACUGUGCCCCUCUUAAGGACAUUGCUGCCAUGGCUUGUGCUAGGCUCGCAGCCUGGGCUGCCCCUUGGCACAGCCGAUGGGCUGAUCCAUCCUGCCACUCCCAUGCUUGUCCCCACUGUUGCUUUAUCUGGCCAGCACCUGAGCCGUGCACCUGUAUUAAAAUCGUGUUUUGAACAGUGCCAUUCCUCGGGGAAACCCCUCCGGUCCCCAUUCCAGGAAGCAGCAGCACUGCCCCUUCCCCGUACAGCUGCCCUUUCUUCAGCACCUCGAGCUUUGGAUGGGGGCCAAAGGCUGCGCUGUGCCGUUUACUCCAUUUGUUUACCAGAUAGAAAAAGGGGAAGGGCAAGAAGAGAGGGCAGAAGUGAGGAAGGACACGGCCACUUGGCACAGCACUGUCCCACUCUGCCAUCCCCUCCUGUUGUCCUCUGCUGCCUCCCCUCCUGCCCCACUGCGCCUUCCCGGUCCCAGGACUGGCUCUGUCCCUGCUGCCCCUCGCAGCCCUUUUCCCAGCCCUCUGACACAAACAAACACACAGGGCUGUGGGAAUCCUGGCUUUGCUUAAAGGAGGUGGAGAACCAAAGGUGCUCAUCCCUGGGACACACUCGGUGCCCAGCCUGGAGCAUCACCCAGCCUGGAUGUGACUGGUCUGUAGGGGAUGUGAUAUAUAUCUCCGUGGGGUGAAAAGAGGGAAGAGAGAUCAGGGAGUGGUUGUGAUGCUCGCUGAGUGUUCCUGCUUUAUUCCUGUGCUUCCCUAUUCCAUGUGUGGGGCUGCCAAGGCCAUGGGGAGCGGCUGUGGUGCUGCUCCUGCACACACAGCACCCGCCGGCUUUCCAGAACUGUCUGAGUGCCGAUUUCUCUCCGUCAGGAAGGGAACAGGCAGCGGCAGCCUCAUGCAAAGUGACACUCCUGGGUGCCUGAAGGCACAGCAGGCAGCUGAGAAUGCAGUCAUGGGGGGGGAGAGGAGGGGGACGUGUCCUCCUUGGGGUUGUUUUGGGGUGGCUUUGGGGGGCAGCAAGCUCUGUUCCUGGGCAGAGCCUUUUCCUCAAGCCUCGGGAUGCCUACGCUUCAAGCUACAGGCUUUAAAUAGAGAGGCUUUUUUUUUUUCUGCAUGCAGCCUUGCAAGAAGCAAGGAUGGAGGGAGUGAGGACGAGCUGCGCUGCCGGGGAUUUUCCGACAGGGUUUGCAGCAGGGCACGGCGUGCUGUGUGUUGUGGGGUGCAGCUCACUGUCAGCCUGCAGCCCCCCAUCCCACCGCCCACCCCAGGCAGACCCUGAGCUCUCUGGGCUCGGGGAGCAGAGCUGUGGUGGCAGCGGGCGCAGGCAGCCAGCCGGGUAUUUUUAUCCUCCUCAGCCGGCAGCGCUGGCGAAUGGAGCAAUGAAAUAUUAAUGGAGCAGUCUGAAUGUUUUGUCCCCAAAUUGCACAUAAAUCACCGUCACUCCUCCCGGCUCCCCGAACCUGCAGGGAUCUGCCAAACGUGUGUGCUGCGGGGCAGGGCCAGGAGAUGCGCGCGGGGUCCGGCCCUGGUUCUGUGUGGUCCUGGAGGCAGCUCUGCACGCAGGGCUGUGCCUUAAUUAAAGCCUCCUUCUGACUCACUCCCCAUCGGCAAAGCCGAGCAGUGCCCUGGGGUGCCCGAGCUGCACGCUGAACCGUGCGUGGCAAAACCUCACCCAGGGGUGCCGGCACCCAGGGGUGCAGGUGGAGCUGCUGGGGGUCGGUGUGGGGCAGGGAGCUGCUCAGCCCUGCCCUCGGGAUGCUCUUUCCUGUCCUUGGGAACCCGUCCUUGGCACUCCAGGCUGUUUGUGGGAUGCAGCGCAGCCCCCGCGGCCGACAGACCGCAUCCCAGCUGCAUCGACUCUGGGGGAUGGUUUUCCCAUUUGGGGAGAAUAUUGCAGCAAAAUGCUGAAUGGGAUUUGAAAUGGCCAAAAUCGAGGCUGUGCUUCUUGCGUUGGUUGGUUGGUGCAUCCCCAAAGCUCACUCUGUGGUGAAGCAUAGCUGUAUAGUGGUGCCCAUACGUGGGGAUAUCCAUGCGUGGGGGCAUCGUGGCAGGAUUUGGAGCGCUCCUCCACCCCUCCCUGUGCCACAGCAGCAGGGCUCAGCCCCGGGGAAGACAUCUCCCUCUGGUUUGGGAGCAUGUUGUGAUGUGGAAGCCUGGAUUCUGCCUCCUGGUGCUGGGAUGGGAUGCUCAGGGGAAGCCGACGGCUCACUGCAGCUCCGGGGUCAGUGCGCAAUUCCGUGUUGGAAGAUUAUGUAGUGUUUAUCACUAAAUCAAAUUAAUUUGCUCCACUGGUGUUGAUUUCCAGUGGCAACAAUUGGUUUUCACAGAAGCCAACGCCAAGCAAAUUGUAGCUGCAUCCCCCGCUCGUUUGCUUCCAACUCCGUGUACUAAUUGUCCCCUUCCUCCCAGAUGCUCGCGGGGACCCAAAUGUCUGCAUGGUGACCGAGGCCGAGGAUUGCCUGGAUUUGUGCUGAGAAAAACAGCUCUGGGGUGGGAGUGUGGAGGGGAAGGGGAGGAGCGUGCUCUGUGCCUGGUGGAAGGAUGGGAGAGUGCACAGAGCCGCUAAUCCCCCCUGCCCAACACAGCGCACAGUGUGGGCACUGGGGGGGCCGGGGGGCAUUCCUGGGGCGCAGGGUUGGGCUGUAAGACAGCAGCGCUGCUGCCAGACUGCUUUCCCAAUGGGUUGCUUUGGGUGUGAGCGAGGUUUUGUAGGGCAGCGUUGUUGGAGGCACCCGUGGGGGACAGUAAAGCCACCACGCAGCGGGGAGGAGGUGCAGCAGCCCCUCCAAAGCCGUGUUCAUGAUAGGCUGAGGUGCUGGAAACAUCACGGGUAGAAUGGGAUUUCUCCGGCGCAGAGCUGCAGUGCAAUCUGAUGUCAGUGGAGUAAGACUGUGUGAUUUUUUUCUUUUUUUUUUGCCUUAUAGUCUUUACGUGUAAAACAGCAAUCUGGAACGGCAUGUUCCGGGCUGAUGUGCUUUUGGAGAUGCUGUUUGGUUCUCACACCCCUGGGUGUCAUCUCCAGAUUCUGGAGCGCUGCCGGUGGGAGCAAACCCAGGGAUGAGAUGGAUCUGCUGUGGGUUUGUCUCAGCGUUCUGGAACAGAAACAGGAACCUUCAGACAGAGGAGCAAGAAAAGGACUCUCUGCCUUCUUUUCUCCCCCUUCUGCAAAGCCGGGCUGUUUGCUGGUGGGCUCCCAGCCCACCCAGUGCAGGGUGUGGGUGCUGGGCCGGGUGUUACGGGCAUGGAGGUUUUCCUGUGCUGCAAGUGCUUGAAAGCAGAACAAGGCCAGAUUUUGUUAGCCCGCGUGCGGUGUUGUUUUCUGCUUCCUGCACAUGCAUUACAGCCCAGCACGUGGCGUUUUGUGACGGCUGGGAGAGAUCUGCAGGAGCUGGACAGCCCCAGGCGUGCAAACCCACCAUUUGGCUGUCCAGAAAAGGAGAAAGCACACAAAAAGUGUUGCUUUUUUUGGAGCACUUUCUGAAUGGUGAUGGCCGUUUGCAUGGACGCAAAUGAGGAGCAGAGUGCUCAGUGCACCCUGGGGCUGAAGUGGGGAUGGGGCACGGAGGACGUGCAGCGAUGCCUUGCUCCCGGAGCUGUGCAUGGGUGAAUGUGCACGAUGCUCUCAUGUCUCUCUGCUCCCUCCUUCCUCUCCGUGGAUGCUGAAUAGAUGGAGCACCGUGUCUGCUCUGUCUGCUUCUGCACAGCAGAUACAUGAUGCUGAACGUGUUCUGCUCCUGGUGCCUGGGAUGGGGAGCACUGUGUGGGUGCUGUGUGUGGGUUUGCCCUCUGUUGCCUUUGGGUUUUUGCUGCUUUCUCCCAUGUUCAGGAUAACUUUGCCCAACUUCCAACCUUGCCUGAAAGAGCUGAAGGUGAUCUGCAGGAGAGGAGUAAAAUCUGAGCAGCUCUUGCUUUUGUUUGGUUUGUUUUGUUUUUAAAUGCAAGGGAUCCAAAGUGACCGCUUUCCCCAGAGGCUCAUUUCUCACCUACCGUUCUGGCUGGGCAUAAAAAUCUUUACUUUUCUACACGGCUGCCAUCACCCAUCUCCAUCUGUACACAGGUGGGCACAGGUGUGUUAGCAUGGUGCCUUGAAGGUGCUUAAAUAAUGCAAGGCAUGGAUGACAGGUGGGAUUUUGCUCUGGAAGGCAGAGUGACAGCUCCAUGAAAGGGUUUGGGAGUGUCCCAGAGGAGCACCGGACCCCUGGGGCCGUACCCCCAUUAGGUGAAGAGCUGAUCCAUUGCUUUCCAAAUACAGGAGAUCGCAAUGCGUGCAUUUAAAUCCAAUUUUUUAAUGGAACCAGAUGGGCUCUCUAUGCCUCUUUCAAACAAACUGCUUUCAAUUGGACGUUAUGACAAGUUUCGUAUGCAAGCCAGAUUUAGCACCGUUAAUUCACAUUUUCAGAAAGGCUUUGAGCGAAGCGUGCUCUCCAGCGACCUCACAGACAUCCCUGCCCUGCUGGGAGCUGUGCUGCCGCCACAGCCUGUCAGCUUUUUCUCCAUUGUUCUUCACUGCACUGGAACAGGUUGCCCAAGGAGGCUGUGGAUGCCCCAUCCCUGCAGGCAUUCAAGGCCAGGCUGGAUGUGGCUCUGGGCAGCCUGGGCUGCUGGUUGGCAACCCUGCACAUAGCAGGGGGUUGGAACUGGAUGAGCAUUGUGGUCCUUUUCAACCCAGGCCAUUCUAUGAUUCUGUGAUUCACUUCCACUUUCACGUUCUUCAUUUCCUCUUUCUUGCUCUCUGUUUCCACCUUUUCAGUGCUUGGUCUCUCACUGCUGAGAAAACAGCCUUGGAUAUUGGAAAGCGAGGAGAGCUGGGGGAGGUUGGGUGCUGUUUGGAAGGAGGUCAGAGGAUGUGGCUGUGCUGCAGCCUCGUGUUAAGCAGUGCUGAACAUGGAGAGCAUAACUGACCUUUGCAUUUCAGCUCAGUUCCGCGCUCUGUCCAAGCGCAUCGUGGCAUAGAUAAUGUUUUCAAGAAGUAAUGAUUUACCAAAGCUGUAAAAAGCCCCUCAGGUUAUGAAUGUGCAUUACACCGUGCCGUGGUGUAACUGUUCCCCUCUCGCCCAGCGGUGCAGCAUCAGUGCACGCAGGGGCUCCUGGGUCUGCAGGGCUGAGAAGACAGAGGUGCUGAGCGAAGAUCUCCUGCAGGUGGAGAAGCGGCUGGAGCUGGUGAAGCAGGUGUCCCACAGCACCCACAAGAAGCUGACGGCAUGUCUGCAGGGCCAGCAGGGCGUGGAUGCCGACAAGCGCUCGAAGAAGCUGCCACUGACGACGCUGGCGCAGUGCCUGACGGAGGGCUCGGCCGUGCUGGGCGAUGACUCCCUGCUGGGGAAGAUGCUGCGGCUGUGCGGGGAGGCUGAGGACAAGCUGGCGCAGGAGCUCAUCCAAUUCGAGCUGCAGGUGGAGAGGGACGUCAUCGAGCCGCUCUUCGUGCUGGCCGAGGUGGAAAUCCCAAAUAUCCAGAAGCAGAGGAAGCACUUAGCAAAGCUGGUUCUGGACAUGGACUCCUCGAGGACGAGGUGGCAGCAGUCUGCAAAGUCCUCGGGGCUGUCGAGCAACCUGCAACCAUCGGGAGCCAAAGCCGAUGCUCUCAGGGAGGAGAUGGAGGAGGCGGCAAACAGAGUGGAGAUUUGCAGGGACCAGCUCUCGGCUGACAUGUACAGUUUCGUGGCCAAAGAAAUAGACUAUGCAAACUACUUCCAAACGCUGAUCGAGGUGCAAGCUGAGUACCACAGGAAGUCACUGGCACUUUUGCAGAGUGUGCUGCCUCAGAUCAAGGCCCAGCAGGAAGCGUGGAUGGAGAAGCCGUCCUUUGGGAAGCCGCUGGAGGAGCACCUGGCUGUCAGCGGGCGCGAGAUCGCCUUCCCGGUGGAGGCCUGUGUCACCAUGCUGCUGGAGUGCGGCAUGCAGGAGGAGGGCCUGUUCCGUGUGGCUCCCUCUGCCUCCAAGCUGAAGAAACUGAAGGCUGCUUUGGACUGCUGCGUGGUGGACGUGCAGGAGUACUCGGCCGACCCGCAUGCCAUUGCAGGAGCACUCAAGUCCUACCUGCGUGAGCUGCCAGAGCCGCUGAUGACGUUCGAGCUGUACGAGGAGUGGAUCCAGGCCUCCAACAUCCCAGAGCAGGAGAAGAGGCUGCAGGCCCUGUGGAAUGCCUGCGAGAAGCUGCCCAAGGCCAACUACAACAACAUCAGGUACCUGAUCAAAUUCCUGGCCAAGCUGACCGAAUACCAGGACAUGAACAAAAUGACGCCGAGCAACGUGGCCAUCGUGCUGGGUCCCAACCUCCUGUGGCCACAGGCAGAAGGGAAUAUCACAGAGAUGAUGACGACCGUCUCCCUGCAGAUUGUGGGCAUCAUCGAGCCGCUCAUCCAGCACGCCGACUGGUUCUUCCCUGGAGACAUUGAAUUCAACGUCACCGGCAAUUAUGGCAGCCCCAUGCACGUGAACCACAACGCCAACUACAGCUCCAUGCCCUCCCCAGACAUGGACCAUGCUGACCGCAAGCAGCACGACCAGGCGCGGCGGCCACUCAGCGUGGCCACAGAUAACAUGAUGCUGGAGUUUUACAAGAAGGAUGGCAUGGGCGUCAGGGUGAUGGACACCUCGUGGGUGGCACGUAGAGGCACCUCAGGGGCACGCAAGACACCCGCCACCCCCCCGGCCACGCAGCCGCCCGCGCCGCCCGCCGAGCCGCCCGCCACGCCGCACUCACCCAUCCCCGAGCAGGUUCCUGAUGUGUCAGCGAGCCCCUCAUCUCCUGCCACCAGCUUUGGCUUCCCGCCCACAGCCGAGCGGGCAAGCACGCGUGGUGUGCCGCCCGCCUGGCCGGAUUGCUGCUACAGCCUCCCCUGCCCCGAGGAAAAGCGGGGGCCCCCGGCCCCUGGUCCCCAUCCCUGUCCCCUGCCCUGGACACAGCCUGCACUGCGCCUCUGGCCGGGCUGCAGCCAGAGCCUUCCUCCCUCCCGCUCCUUCUCCUCUUCCCCCUGCUCCCCCCGGCCACUCGCCCCCCACCCUCGCCCCAAGCCUUGCUCCCUGCUGGUCCCCACGCCACGCUCUCUUGCCCCAUGGCACUGCCCGCUCCCCAUUGCCACCCCGCUGCUCCUCCCCACCCCCCGGCCCCACACGCUGCCCUCUCCCCCUGGGGGCGGCCGCAUGCCUGCGGGAGCCAACCUGGCCAGCACACUGAAGCCCAAGGAGCUGUCACCCAUCUCCACAGCGCAGAAGGGCGGCGGGCAGCAGCCCAUGGCCACACCACCAUCCCCCGCCGAGCAGAGCCCGCGCGCCCCACGCAAAGCCUCCAAGAAGCUGGCGCCCAUCCCACCCAAGGCACCCUCCUCGGGGGGCACCUCGGAGCCGCCGGCGGGCCAGCCAUCCCCCGGCAGCCUGUCCCCCACCCCGCCGGGCACCCCCGCACCCUAUGGACUCGCUUACCCGCAAGGCUACUGCCUGGCCUCAGGUCAGCUGUCCCCAGCCGCCGCACCUUCCCCGUCUCCUCCUCCUCCUCCUCUUCCUCCCCUGGGCAGCUCUGUAACCAAAUCUCGACCCGUCCCCAAGCCGAGGCAGAGGCCCUCGCUGCCGCCGCCGCAGCCCCCCACGGCCAGCGCGUCCGGCUGUAGCCCCCAGCCCACGGAGCCCCCCCUGCUCGACGCCGCGGCCCCCGGGGAGAGCGUGCCCACAGGUCUGCUGCACUUCGAGCUGCCGUCCAUCCACAUGGGGGGCCUGGAGGCCGCGCUGCGCCGGGACCCGCUGGACGCCGCGCAGAGAGUGCAGCUGAAGGGCCCCGCGGAGGAGGAGGAGGACUCGGAGAGCACGGCCCUAUGACGGCGUCCCCUCCGCCCGUCCCUGCGGCCCCCAGCCCCACACCCGGGUGCUGCCGCUCUGUAGUUGGGUUCGGUUCGCCUUAUCCAGACUUUGCCUUGUGACUCGGUGCCUAUGUUCCCCCCCCCUCCCCCCCGGCACGUCCUCGUGGUGGCAGCGGGGCUGGAGAGGCACUGACGCCCCAUUCCCCUCCGAUGUGGGGCAGCAGCCCGAGGUCUCGUCUCCCCACUCCGUACCCCCAGGGCUGGGAUGUGAGGACGGCCCCAUAGCAAUAAGGCGGGCGUGGGGUGCGGCCCCGUCCCCCGUUUGCUGUCGUCGUGGAGCAGAGGCUUUGGUUGUGCAUGCAAAGACAAAGUCACCUUUUAUCCUUUUCAGAGAGAUGACAUAUAUAUAUAUCUGGUGGGCAUAGAUAUAUAUAUAUAUUAUAUAUUUGUAUAUAUAGAAAUAUAUAUAUAUAGAUUCGUUUUAUUUUGAGCCAUUCCAUCCAAUCUGGUGUACAAACGGACUCCGUCCAUGGGAACGCUUCGUGGCACCGCCCCGACCCCCCUCCGGCCCCACUGCUUCUGCACCGCCGCGCUGUGACCAUCACCCGCAGCACGGGGAUGGCCGGGGGGGGGCAGGAGCAGCUGGAAUAAACGUGCACAUCGCUGUGGAACUCGC